Messenger RNA from Ruditapes philippinarum (Manila clam), 350 nucleotides. RefSeq names its product CDP-diacylglycerol--inositol 3-phosphatidyltransferase-like. Lineage: Eukaryota; Metazoa; Mollusca; Bivalvia; Venerida; Veneridae. The coding region runs from base 111 to 350 and encodes 79 amino acids. Gene Ontology annotation, molecular function: phosphotransferase activity, for other substituted phosphate groups. The transcript has 4 exons. Gene Ontology annotation, biological process: phospholipid biosynthetic process. Gene Ontology annotation, cellular component: membrane. The record is from RefSeq and is a predicted model, not a curated record.
AAAAGCACGUCCGGUAUGAAGUUAAUCUGUCGCUGUAUACAUACAGUGAAUGUAGUCUUCUGUAAUUCUCAUCGUUAGCAGGUGUUAAAAAUUUAACUCAGAUUUAGGACAUGGCAAUAAAAUGUGAAGACGCGGACGAGAAAACAGGUUACAAAGGUUACUUUAAUACGGACAAUGUGUUCCUGUUUGUUCCAAAUAUUAUUGAUUACAUCCGUGUAGCAUUCUUAGCCUACUUUGUUUAUAAUGCUUCUAUUGGCAACUAUAAUGUAGCAUGUAUAUGUUAUGUUGUUAGUGUCAGUUUGGAUGAGCUAGAUGGAAAUUCAGCCAGAUAUUUCAAUCAAAAGGUAUAA